Molecule: messenger RNA, 1897 nt
Organism: Myripristis murdjan (pinecone soldierfish)
Lineage: Eukaryota; Metazoa; Chordata; Actinopteri; Holocentriformes; Holocentridae
Product: homeobox protein Hox-A7
Exons: 2
Coding region: 172-846 (224 amino acids)
Biological process (GO): regulation of transcription by RNA polymerase II; anterior/posterior pattern specification
Cellular component (GO): nucleus
Molecular function (GO): RNA polymerase II cis-regulatory region sequence-specific DNA binding; DNA-binding transcription factor activity, RNA polymerase II-specific
Source: RefSeq, a predicted model, not a curated record
UCUACCCUCUGAUUGGACGAGAGCCGCAAGGCCUGGGUCACGUGAGUGAGUUCUUUGGUCCAGAGGAAAAUGGGGUUUGGUGUAAAUCUAGGGUGUAUUGCUGUCAUAUAUCACACUACCUCGUAAAAACGACACUAAGGAUUCUGGGCCAACAAAUCAGAGAGAAAAAAUAUGAGUUCUUAUUAUGUGGAUGGUCUUUUUAGUAAAUAUACGGCGAGUAGUUCUCUGUUCCCAAACGCAGACCGGGCUUCUUGCACUAUUGGACCCAGUGGAGAGGACUAUGGCUCAGCUCGCGGUGCUGCAGCCAUCGCGUAUGCAUCGUCCCUGUCUGGAGUUUACAACGUCAAUAAUGCAGUCUACCAGAGCCAUCCAGUGUUUACCUCGGGCUAUGGCCAGGGGCCGGACGCACACACUCUGCACUGCAGCCCGUUCGACCAGAGCCGUCUGUUCACCGACAGCUGUGGCCAGUCGGGGACGGGACCUCUCACCUCGCCGGCGGACAAACACUACCGGAUGUACCCCUGGAUGAGAGGAUCAGACCCAAGCCGAAAGCGGGGGCGGCAGACCUAUUCCCGGUACCAGACCCUGGAGCUGGAGAAGGAGUUCCACUUCAACCGGUACCUGACCCGCAGGCGGAGGGUCGAAAUAGCUCAUGCCCUCUGCCUCUCAGAGAGACAGAUCAAAAUCUGGUUUCAGAACCGCAGGAUGAAGUGGAAGAAAGACCACAAGGACGAACCGGCCUCGACCCCCGGGGACGAUGAUGCGGGAACCCACGGACAGUCCGAGGCCGGGGAACCGAUAGCAGGAGAAACCCGGAACGCUGCUCUGGCGUCUGCAAAGGAAUGAAUAAAAGAGACGCAGUGAAGUCGUUAAUGCAGAAAAUGUUACAGUUUUUAGGGAGAUAUUUAAGAUUGACAUGCGAUGAAUGCACUCUUUUCUACCAUGCUACCUAGAGCUUUGUGAGUGGAUGACAAGUGAAGGCAAAUAAAGUGUUACACAGUAUCUAUAUUGCAUAUUUAAAAUUAAAUUAAAGGGAAAAGUCACUAUCUUUACAAACUGUAAUCUUUACGGUAGUCUAUGUUGCUACACGUCCUAUUUAAACGUUAUAAUUUACUACUGAGUCAACAUUCCUGAACAAAAAACUACCUAAUGUUCCCUUGAUAUUAAAUCAUUGACACACUGAAUUCAAUGGGUUAAAAUUAAUUAAAAUUGAUCUAGUCUACCUGUUCAAGGAACUUUUCUCCGCAGAUGCUGUAUUUCAAACGGAAACACAAAAUUCUGCUUGAAAGUGCCUUAUUUUGAAUGGCCUAGAAGUGAAUUUGCUGAGUCUUACAAUUGUGUUUUGUUGGCGUCUGUAUUUUUAUUAUCAUUGUUUCUUACUUAAUUAUAAUAUUACUGCUAAUAUAAUCUUAUUAUUAUCAUAAAUUUUUACCCAGCCUACACCCCAGAAUCAAUAGAAAUUUCACCAUGGUGUUGAAUGAAUCUGUGUAGCCUACCUCAGACCCCCAGUCAGUCCAACUGCCUAAUAUAUUGUUUUUCAACGUCAACAGCAUACCGUCGCGACGUUUUAAAUCUUAACUGUGAACUGUAAAAUCAUGGUUUUAUGACGUAUUUCUGGUCUAGAGUUUCAUCUUUAAAUUUUCAAGCUGUGGAUGUAACAAAAAAUAAAAAUAAAAAUAAAAAUAAAUGCAUGCACUUAUAUUUAGAAAAGUAUUAGAUUUAAGUAUCAGGUAACACAUUUCUCAGUGAUAAAUUCUAAUUGGUUUUCAGAUGUACCAGUCCUGUGAUAUACAGUUCAGUUCAGUACUUUUCAUAGCGAAGUAGGACAUUUAUGUGUAAAUAAAUAGAAACAAAUUCCUUAAACAUGUGAGCAUAUAUUUUGAACGGAAACUGAAGC